GAGAGGUCGCUUGAUGCGGAUCUUUGUGAGAUGAGACAGAGUAAUCCCGUGAAGUGUAAAGACGCAGCAGCGCAGCUCGGAUAUCACGGGUUUAUUUCUCUCUCCACCCGGCCAUUGUGGCAAGUAAAUGAUUGCACAUCCGGAGAGUAAGGCAAAAACUAGUUUGUCUGAUUGACUUUAUGGGGCGGAUUUUGGGACUUAUUCAACAACAGGCAGGCGGACUGGAGGGGUUGCUCGGUGCGCUCCAGACGCACAACAUGAAGGAGGUGGAGAGGAGCUGAGCGCACUGACUGAGAGCCUCUCCAGGAGCUAGGAUGUGAGCUGAACUUGUGGUAGAAUGGCCACCCAUGUGGCACUGACAGCCAAGGGAUGGCAGCCUUUUACCACCGCCACCACCACCAGCACCACGUUAACCAGCAUCAUCUCCACCCUCCGAGCACCGACUUGCGGCGCCUGUUUCACCGACUCACCAUCGCCUCCUCUCUGAGCAUCAUCUGCUUCUCCUUGGUCUACCUUCUCACCGGAGGCUGCGAGUCGGAACUCACUGAGAACUCUGAAAUCAAGCCGCCCGCGCAGGACGUCCUCGUGAGGGGGGCGGGAUGGCCGCAGGAGGGGAACGGAAGCGAUGCGCUGGGCAUCAACCACCCCGCUCUGGAGAUCAACAGCUCGGGGAAAGAGUGGACAGCCGCGCGGAGGCUCCCCCAAGCUCUGAUCAUCGGGGUCAAAAAGGGGGGCACUAGGGCUCUGCUGGAGUUCCUGCGGCUCCACCCUGACAUCCGCGCUCUGGGGUCCGAGCCGCACUUUUUUGAUCGGCAUUACGCACGGGGACUAGACUGGUACAGAAGUAUGAUGCCCAAAGCCCUUGACGGGCAGAUCGUCAUGGAGAAGACACCUCGGUACUUUGUUACAGUGGACACACCAGCACGGGUUCAUGCCAUGUCACAGGAUGUGAAGCUGAUAGUAGUUGUUCGCGACCCUGUGACACGAGCCAUAUCGGAUUAUACGCAGAUCAUCUCCAAGACCCCUGACAUACCAUCCUUUGAGAGCCUGGCAUUCAAGAACCGCACCACAGGUCAGAUUGACUCUCUGUGGAGCCCACUGUGGAUCGGCCUCUAUGCCCAACACAUGGAGCGUUGGCUGGCCUGGUUCCCCAGGAGUCAGAUCCAUCUGGUCAAUGGGGAGAGGCUCAUCUCUGACCCGGCUGGAGAACUGGGCAAAGUCCAGGACUUUUUGGGUCUUCAGAGGAUAGUCACAGACAAGCACUUCUACUUCAACAAAACGAAAGGAUUUCCCUGCCUAAAGAAGCCAGAGGGCAGCAGUAAACCCCACUGUCUGGGGAAGACAAAAGGGAGGACACACGUCACCAUAGACCCAGAGGUGAUUCAGAAACUGAGGGAUUUCUAUAAGCCUCAUAAUCAGCACUUCUACCAGCUCGCAGGCCAAAACUUUGGAUGGCACUGAUCCCUAACCUGCAUGAAGCUAGAUGCCUCUGUUGACACUGCUUUAGUGCAAAUCUGCUGUCUGACGGAUGAAACACCUCAAAGUGGGCAAGACAAAGUCAAUAAUGUCUUCCUACAACCAGGCAGCACCUUAGCAGACUAAGAAAUCCCAUUGUCAAUACGAUUCGUCUGGAUCAACCAAUCAUCUUGACAGAGAUAUGUCAGAGAUACUCUCUCAUGCUUUUGAGGAAGAUGUUGUGAGACUGUGGUUGGUAAAGGAUGUGGUUUUACGCAGAAGGGUGAAAGCAGAAAGCUUUUAGUGUCUGACUCACAAUCUGUUGUAGCUGUACAAGGAAGUCAAGAACUCAGGGUUCCUACACAUUUUUCACUACAUAUUCCAUACUUUUCAGGACUAAUUUUUUUACUACAUUUUGGACAUUUUAGGGCAAAAUAUUGACUUUGAACCUGACUGAAUAGUUGAGUACUGAUUGAUUAAAUACCUAAAUCUAGGUAUCACAUGGCAAAAUCAAAGAUUAAGAAUGUCAGUUUCACAUGAAUAAUUUGUUAAAUAUUACUGGUCUUUUGGCCAUUAGAUAUUGGUAGAAGGACAAAUGUCUGCAAAAUCAAUCAUUUUUUCAUUCUAUAUUUUUCUUCCUACUUAUCCAGACCUAAACACAAAUUCCACAAUUUUACAGACUUUUCAAGGCUGUGUAGGAGCCCUGAGAACAAACACCUUUUCAUUUGCAUUUCUAGAGCCUUUGUUUCAUACCCAUUUCCUCUCCAAACUCAGAUUUUAAGAAUUUAAGGGCAAUCAGGGCAUACAUAUUGAAAAAUGUCCUGCAAGCAUUGUUUCCAAAAAGGUAGAAAUUAAUCUUUUAUGCGGUAAGCAGCUGAGAGGGCUGGAGGGUGGUGGAAGGGGGAAUGGGGGGCAGAGGGAAUAUGUGUAUGAGCUCAGAUUUGACUGAGUGCUUUUGUAUCCUUGAAUAAUGAAUGUGGUUAAAUGGACGUAGUGGGAACUGGUAUGGAUCACUUGGCUCAUUUGUAUGCUUUGCUUAGGUUAGCGUGUGCAGAACCAGCCUAUUGUGCUGUGCUUUGAGCAAAGUAAACGGACCAGUGGAGGGUGACAGGAUAGAAAAACCGAAGAUCAAUACCAGGAAGUUUAGCCUGUUACUAGCCAGUUCUGUGGAUGUUAUGUACCAAGCCUUCCUGCUUCUGCUUACAAGGUUUUCCGUUUUCAGUUUGCAUGUAUUUGCACUAGUUGGAAAACAGAAAAAAAUAAAACUAUUUUUAAGCAAG
This is a messenger RNA of Girardinichthys multiradiatus, 2735 nucleotides long. RefSeq names its product heparan sulfate (glucosamine) 3-O-sulfotransferase 3-like (gene hs3st3l). Gene Ontology annotation, molecular function: [heparan sulfate]-glucosamine 3-sulfotransferase activity. The coding region runs from base 370 to 1461 and encodes 363 amino acids. NCBI's taxonomy places the organism in Eukaryota, Metazoa, Chordata, Actinopteri, Cyprinodontiformes, Goodeidae. The record is from RefSeq and is a predicted model, not a curated record. The transcript has 3 exons.